This is a messenger RNA of Chinchilla lanigera (long-tailed chinchilla), 3271 nucleotides long. RefSeq names its product serine palmitoyltransferase, long chain base subunit 1 (gene Sptlc1). Gene Ontology annotation, cellular component: endoplasmic reticulum. Gene Ontology annotation, biological process: ceramide biosynthetic process; sphingosine biosynthetic process. The transcript is spliced from 15 exons. Gene Ontology annotation, molecular function: pyridoxal phosphate binding; serine C-palmitoyltransferase activity. Lineage: Eukaryota; Metazoa; Chordata; Mammalia; Rodentia; Chinchillidae. The coding region runs from base 81 to 1502 and encodes 473 amino acids. The record is from RefSeq and is a predicted model, not a curated record.
ACUGCGCUGCGUCGCGCCGCACCGCGCUCUGUUUCACUUCCCGGUGAUCCGCCUUCCGGAGGGAAAUCUUGUAGCUGACUAUGGCGACCCCGGCGGAGCAGUGGGUACUGGUGGAGAUGGUGCAGGCGCUCUACGAGGCUCCUGCUUACCAUCUUAUUUUAGAAGGAAUUUUAAUAUUGUGGAUAAUCAGACUUCUUUUCUCUAAAACUUACAAGUUACAAGAACGAUCAGAUCUUACAAUCAAGGAAAAGGAGGAAUUGAUUGAAGAGUGGCAGCCAGAACCUCUGGUUCCUCCUGUCUCCAAAGACCAUCCAGCUCUCAACUACAACAUCGUUUCAGGCCCUCCAAGCCACAAGAUUGUGGUGAAUGGGAAAGAAUGUAUAAACUUUGCCUCCUUUAAUUUUCUUGGAUUGCUGGAUAACCCUCGGGUUAAGGCAGCAGCUUUAGCAUCUCUAAAGAAGUAUGGCGUGGGGACCUGUGGACCUAGAGGCUUUUAUGGGACAUUUGAUGUUCAUUUGGAUUUGGAAGAGCGCCUGGCAAAAUUUAUGAAGACUGAAGAAGCCAUUAUAUAUUCAUAUGGCUUUUCCACCAUAGCCAGUGCAAUUCCUGCUUACUCUAAAAGAGGGGACAUCAUAUUUGUAGAUAGAGCAGCCUGCUUUGCUAUUCAGAAAGGAUUACAGGCCUCACGGAGUGACAUUAAGUUAUUUAAUCAUAAUGAUGUGGCUGACCUGGAGCAACUACUAAAGGAACAAGAGAUCGAAGAUCAAAAGAAUCCUCGCAAGGCUCGUGUGACUCGACGGUUCAUUGUAGUAGAAGGAUUAUAUAUGAAUACUGGAAGUAUUUGUCCUCUUCCAGAGUUGGUAAAGUUAAAAUACAAGUACAAGGCAAGAAUCUUUCUGGAGGAAAGCCUUUCAUUUGGAGUUCUUGGGGAGCAUGGCCGAGGAGUCACUGAGCACUAUGGAAUCAGUAUUGAUGACAUUGAUCUUAUCAGUGCCAACAUGGAGAACUCACUUGCUUCCAUUGGCGGUUUCUGCUGUGGCAGGUCUUUUGUAAUUGACCACCAGCGACUCUCUGGCCAGGGGUAUUGCUUUUCAGCAUCUUUACCUCCCCUGUUAGCUGCUGCUGCCAUUGAGGCCCUCAACAUCAUGGAAGAGAAUCCAGAUAUUUUUGCAAUAUUGAAGAAAAAGUGCCAACAGAUUCAUAAAGCUUUACAAGGCAUUUCUGGAUUGAAAGUGGUGGGGGAGUCCUUUUCUCCAGCAUUUCAUCUUCAACUGGAAGACAGCACUGGAUCUCGAGAAAAAGAUGUGAAACUACUUCAGGAAAUCAUAAGUCAGUGCAUGGACAAAAGUAUUGCAUUAACUCAGGCAUGCUACUUGGAGAAAGAAGAAAAAUGCCUCCCUCCUCCAAGCAUCAGAGUUGUGGUCACAGUGGAACAGACAGAGGAAGAGCUGGAGAGAGCUGCAUCUACCAUCAAGGAAGUAGCGCAGGCUGUCCUGCUGUAGGCCAAACCCAGCACCCUGUGGCCCCCAUCAUGAACAUGCAGACAGGACUCCUCAGAGAUACCUCAGGAGAACUCAGUGAUGUCUAGUGGGAUUGUUACCAAGCAGUGUCAAAAUAGACCAAAUGUGUGACUGAGAGAAGGGUGGAUGUUCAUUAUUUUUACAAGGAAACAUUUACACACCCAAGAAUUGAUUUUUUAAGGGGAAGGCUAAUGACAGUACCUACCCUAGUGUUUAAUUUCUUCUGUCUAGUAUUGUUUAAAUGUUUUAUUGUAGUACUAUUUUUUAUUGUUUUUGUUGUUGAAACUGGAGCUUUAGUUUCUCUUCUCUCUCUUCUGUGGUAAUGAUUCUGUAAGCAUACCUUAAUAGUUCAUAAAAACAACUUUGCAGUAAUUCAUGCUAAGAGGAACACUUUGGUGAUGUGAUAACAUAGUUUACUACUAAAGAUGUAAUUCAACCACAUCUUUUCCAUUCUUCAUCAUGUAAGGUGGCUGACAUGCAAAGAAACACUUUUUGUGUAAUUAUUAUAAAUUUCAUUAUCUAUGGACCCCAGAAUUUAAUACACACUAGAUACUGAUAUGAUACCAUUUCUAAUCUGAGUAUCCCCAACAAGAGAAUAUUUGUUCUAUUUCCUAAAUGAGCAAUAAUUUCAGUCACUUUUAUUUUAAUACAAAUAUUGACCUUUACAUUUAUUAGGUGUAAUUUAUUAUGCAAAGAGGGUUGUUGUGUUGAUCCAAAGAUGUAAAUCAUGUCCUAGAUACUUUAAAAUGUCUCAGAUGUGCUUUUUUUUUUUAUAGUGGGUUUGCUGGGGAGAUAAACCAUGGCUUUUUACAAGCUAAGGAAAAUGAGAACUUUUGCUCUUCAUUUAUGAGUUCUACAUAUCUAUGAAAGCUUUAAAAAAAUUUUAAGCUGUACUGUAGCUGUUUUUUCUUUAGCAAACCAAGUUAAAUGAUAUAAAGGUUUGUAAUAUGUACCACAAAAUAGUACAUAAAUAUUAAUUUCAUCUUGUCUUAUUUGAAAGCAAACAAAUUGGAAAAAUAAACACAACUUUAUAAUCUAUGUUCAUACUAACAAAUGUUCUUCAACAUAUUUUUAAAUGACACAUUUUUUAAUGAUUAAUUUGUUUUGCUUGAGGUAUUUCAUACAGAUGUGCCUUGUGAUUGCUGCUGCUUUAGAGGAUACAAUACUGUCUAGGGGAUGAAUCUCUUUUGUUUUGUUUUUUAAUGAAAUAAACCUACAUUACUGAUGACAAGUCUGUUUGCAUAAGUAGUGUUCAACAGUAUAAUCUCUUAAUUUUAGAAAUGUUUUGCAAAUUUACAGCAGCAUUCUUUUUGCAUGUACUUUUAUUUUGUUUUGGGAAAUCAUUUCUCAGUCCCUUUCUUCAUAGCUGUUAUUGCUUAAAUCAAAGCCUGUGGAGCCCCCACCGGCUCCUAUGUUGAAGGCUUCAUUCUCAUGCAGUGGUAGUGCUGAGAGGUGGGGCUUUGGGAAAGUGAUUGGGGUCAUAAGGACCCUGACGUCAUCAGUGGAUUUACCUAUUGAUGGAUUCAUAGUUGAUGGGUAUUAGGAGAUGAUGGAAACUUAGGCAGUAGGACCUACUUGAAAGGAAUGGAUCCUUGGUAUGCUUUUGAGGGGUAUAUCUUGUUCCUGGAUGUUGGUUCUUUUUCUUUCUCUGCUUCCUGACUUGCCCUUCCACAUGUUCCCACUACCAUGGUGUUCUGAUUCAUCUCAAGAAUCUCUGAAACCAUGAGCCAGAAUAAACCUUUCAUCCUUUA